This is a messenger RNA of Pogona vitticeps (central bearded dragon), 7572 nucleotides long. It is a transcript of the gene CCDC71, whose product is annotated as coiled-coil domain containing 71. NCBI's taxonomy places the organism in Eukaryota, Metazoa, Chordata, Lepidosauria, Squamata, Agamidae. The record is from RefSeq and is a predicted model, not a curated record.
UUCCUCGACAAGCUAUCUCUGGCCGACGUCGGGAAGCCGAAGAAUGAAUUCAACGCGGAGUUUGCGUAGCGAUUCUACCUCGCCUCCUCGCUGCGUUAGCGUAGCUUGGCCUGAAAGGACGGCUAGAUUUAGAUUUCGCUUUUAGCUCCUCCCUCCAGGCCGCUACGGCGUUUGCGCAGCGGCCGGCGGUAAGCCUCUGUCGGAAGCGGCCGAAAAAUCCAGCGGCUGCUCUUAGCGGGCGGCUGGAGGGAGGGCGCUGAUGAUUGGCUUGCGGCUCCCGUGACGCGAGAGCCUCCCUCGGCCAAAGAGGAGGCGCCUUUUUCGGCGUGAGGGUCUUACGCGAGGCUCCGGCUUGAGGCCUCCCGCGGAAGGGUGAGAAAGGCCUCCGACGACAGGGAUGGGGAAGAUGUGAGGGCCGGACGUGGCCUGAAACGAUGAGGAGGAAGCCAGAGCGAUAAUUAUUCUCGGGGUUUGCUUUCCAAGGUGACCUGGGCUGGCUUCUAAGUGGCUUGGACCUGAUAGACGUUCCUGGUAGCCUAAUGCCAUGAGUAUUGAAGUGGACAAUGUGGAAGAAAAAGCUGUCCAUUCCUGGUCAAGGAUCUCCUCUGCAGGACAGAAAGCCUUGGAAGAAGCUCUCAGAGUGUUUAAUCCCAUGUCUAAGGACCUGUCUGACACAGAAACCCAGCUAGUAGCUUUUCUUCAAGGUCUCAGGGAAGAAGGCUACCAGCCCACCAUCCUAAGAAGUAAAGACGUAUAUGGAUACAGCUCAUGCACAGCUGCUAUGCCCAGCCAGACAAAGGGAAACAUCCAGGACAUUUCAAAAGCAGCUGCCCCUACUUCCGAGUCUGCUAAAGCUCCAGGUACAAGCAUAGCAAGAAUAGCAAGAGUAUCUGCUCCCUUAGCAGGUAUUACAGUAAGUCCUUCUGAAGACUCUGCUAAGCCAUUAUCCAAGAGCACUACUUCAACAAACCUCCUCUUGAACUCAUUGAAACGGACACGGUCAGGCACAUCGAAAGCCACAGCAGUGGGUUUCCCUGCUAACAUGUACCCUGGGGUGUAUCCAGCCAUGAGACUCUCUGUGGUGCUGGAAGCCUUGGUCCCACUAAAAGCUACAGCAUCCUGUCUGGAAUCAAAAUGCAAACAAGGGCACCUUGAGAUCUCUCCUUCAGACCUGAAGCUUCUUAAGGCGGCCAGUGCCUCUAGGCAGACGUCAGCGGCCAAAGCCACUAAAAUAUCACCCAGUCAGUUGGACCCCAAAGGGUACAGGCAUGUCUCAAAGAAAAUGCCAGCCCCUGCUGCUUUGACUAUGAGCCUUAUAAAGGGAACCAAGGGUGGAGUGCUGAAGGAAAGCAAUGCUUGCAAAACAUCUGGAAUCCUGAAUGGCAGAAUUUCUGGAAGUGCGUCCCAGAGCUGCAGCACAGCAGCCUCUAGAGCAAAGGAGUCAUCUGUGAGCAAACGAGAACAGCAAGGCGGGGGCAACCAUCAGGAGACUGUUGGGCAGAAAAGGAAAAGACUGGAGGAAGGAAAAGAAUUGCCAUGCCAGAAGAAACCCAGUUCCCUUCCGUCCCCCAGUAAAACAGAACUGACGUCAAAGGCCUUGAACCUGUUGGAAUUCCGGACCAUCAAGGUGAACAGCUCUUCUGACGAUGAACUAAGGAGGAGAGCACAGAAGAUCCUCAGAGUGAAUCUGUCCCCUGUUAUCAGAAUUCAGCCCUUGCCUCAGUCUCACAGUGUCCCUUGAGUGUUCAGGCAGAGCUACGUAGCCCAUCACACGAGGAUGAUCGGACCGACUGUGGGUCUCUUAAACCUGAAGAGGGUGUACACAUCUGCAACCCCCAGGCAGUUGGCCUCCAGAGCAUAGCGAACAGCUGGUGAAAGUUAUGCAGAGCUGUGCAAUUGCUGGAUUCUAUAAAGUUGUGUUUUAGAAAUACCGGAGUUGGGUCUCCAAGGCUCCAUUGAGAGGAAGAGAGAGCUUUCCCUCUGGGACACUUUUCUACAGCGCUUUUGUAAACAUGGGAGAGUGUGCAUCUGAGAUGUGGUGGCACUAGGGAUAUUCCUGUAAUGUGAUUAUCGUUUUGUUUCCAAUCUGUAAAUAACUCGGAUUUAUUUUGAUCAUAUUUUAUAUACUUAUUAUUAAAUACAAAUAUCUAUUGACAAAUGUACCUGGAUUGCCCAAGGACUGUCAGAAUGUGAUCCCAUUCCCUUUUCCUCUCCCUUUCCCAAGAACUGGGUUCAAAAGGUUAUUUCCUCUGAUCUUUUACCCGCAGUCAUUUGCUGAAAGACACAAAGGCCUUAGUUUGCCCUCCAGUGUUGUUUCUUUUGUCUGUAAGCCUGACUGGCAACCUGUUGUCUGUUAGGCAUUGAAUCCUGUUUGCUGUUCCUGUCUCAUAGCUGCCUUUUGCUGACGUUUGCGUGACAAAUGUGUGUGUGUGUGUUUGUUCAAAAUGCAUGGAAAGGGGGUUAGGGAAGAACAUGUGUGUGUUCUCUGGUACCCUCACUUUUUUCUUUGACCAGCAAUUUUAACCGCAGUUGGCUAUGAGAGGAUGAUAGGAAGAUGGUAGCCCCAAAUAGGGAGACUUUGCUGAUGUUGUUAAGCAAGCAGUGAGGGGGACGGGUCUGUCCUCACUGCGAUCCAAGCGAACAGAGAAGGGCUCCCACAGAUUUCUGCCAGCUUUGUGCCAUAGAGGGUGAGGGCACCACCGUCUGGGAAGAAGCUUCCUCAAGAUGUGGUGCCUCUCUGCUGCCAGCCAUUGUUUUGUGGUUUUCUGUGCAUUUCCUUCCUAAGAGUAGUUGUUAAAGAAUUCAGUGCAGUUGACUGUUAAUGUUAUUCCCAUCUUUUAAGUUAAAAAUGAACCUGUGGCUGCCUAUGAGCCUAAGAACUUGGCAAUGGCAAGUAAUACUUUCUAGUGCAAUUCUUUAAAUUUUCUGCUGCCAGACCUUUUAGUAGGUCUGGCCUGUGGAUGUUGGGCUUUUGAAUGUAUUGAUUAUAUCUAAACGGUUUGGGUUACCUCUCCUGCUGCAGUUGCAACAGGUUCUCGAGCUUAAUGAAGAAGCGACUGGGUGUGAUUCUGGUGCUAAGAAUCUUGUCCUGUAGGGACAAAUAGGGAGCUGAUUUUAUUGCAGUAGUUACUGUCCUAUAAACCAUUGAAAAUUCUUAACUACAUACAUGGUUGCCAGCACCUUCAGUAUUUCAAGGAUCUAACCAUACUAUUUGUGCCACAUUUGCAGACUUACACAUUUGUUUGAUCGCCAGAGCUUCUCCAGGGAAUCCUGGCAAAGAGCAUUUUUCUGAAGAUAUUGAGAACAGUAUGUUGGAGAUUUUCCAUUUCAAUCCUGCCAUUUUCUAGAGUAGCUUGGUGUGAAGAGGGGUGGGGUAUGGCAGACAUUAAUGCCUGGUUUAGGUUUACUGUACAUUCUAACAGAUACAUUCCUAGAGUAGAAUUAAUCAAGCCUCUGUUUCUACACUGUGGCAUAGAGACUGAUGUGUUGCACUAAAAAUAAACUUUUUAUCUGUUUUAAAAGCCUUUGAUCAUUAGGGUAGCCAAAGUUAAUGGACAUUUUACAGGUUAUGCAAAAUGUGGCAACAAAUUGAGGUGGCAGAGCUGUUAGUUUCCAUAGUACAAAUUGUGGUAGUAGUCAUUUUUUGUAUGUUCAGGGUAGAGAAGACAGGCUGCAUGCAGCCCCCAAAGCUUUUUCCCCCUUUUCUUUUUCUUUCUUUCUUUCUUUCUUUCUUUCUUUCUUUCUUUUCUUUUCUUUUCUUUUCUUUUCUUUUUUCAUCUUUGCCUGCCCCAGCCCUCUCCUUGGGAGAAACAUUUUACUUUAAAAAGAUUCGUGGAACACAGAUUUGCAUUCAGAUAAAUUGCAGAGGGGUUUUAUGAAAGUGCAUGUGAACCUCUAGCUAAUUCUGUGUUUGAUUUCUUCCUCCUCUUUUUUUCUUCCACAUUUUCAAGGCUGGGGCAACACAUAGUGGAUUAUGGACACAGAAGAUUGGCUUUCCGCUCCUAGAGCUUGUCUGUCCCUGCAUUACAUGAAAAUUCUGACAUAGAACAGACAGCAAGCAAGAACUUGAAGUAGGAAACUGGUGAAUGUUUUCCUCUGAAGUGGCAGUUUUAUAUGUGCAGAGAUUGUUUUUUUUAAGGGAGCUGGGGUAGGGCCUUCUCUGUGAGCCAUUUGCAGAUGCUUUGACCACCCGUUCUGCAUAUGUCACUACUUUGAAAAUUAGCUCUCUCAGACUGAGCCAAAACUGGGAUGAUCUUUGCUUGCAUCACAGAGAAUAAUCUGAUUAGCAGCUGCAUAGCAUCUGGCUGCAGCAUCUGCUGAUUUUAGAGUCUGCUUGCUAUGUGUAUAUAUGGAGGGAGAGGGGCUAUAAAUGGAGCUUGACUAUCCAGCCAUCUUUCCCUUUCAGAAGGGAAAGUUGACUGUUGUCUUGUUUUGCAGGAGUUAAGGGUUGCCGGUGGGAUGUUUAGCCACCGUGUGAACUGUUCUGACUUGUGCUUCUUUUUCCUUUAAAGAAAAGAGCAGUUAUUAGGACUUCUGUACAGACAUUUUCCCUUUGGCUUCCUCUUCCAUACUCUCUAUGGCCACCUAGAUGGAACACUUUGGUGUCCUUAAUGCCUGCCAGUCAAAGGCAGUUGACACAUGACAAUUACACCCCCAUUGGUACUACUGAGAUGAAAAAAAAUGCCACCCCUACAGAGGGGGGAAACUGAACCACUAUUUUCAAAGCAUAGUGAUAUCCUUUUAAAGGAAAUCACUGUCAGUUCUUCUUGCUGCUAAUAGAUUGCAUUAACUCCAGCAAUGAACUCAAAAUUUUCAGAAGUCCUAGUUACUCCUGUAGGCAAAAACAGCUAGCAAGAGGGAAUCCUGCUGCAUUUAUAUGUGUUGAUUUUUCCUGCUCCUCCAAGGAGGGGUCUUUUAAAACAGUCUUUCCUCAAUAGCAAGAGCGCUCUGUUGAGAAGAAUGUGUUUGCGAAACAAGGAUUAGGGUGAUAGGCUAAGAAACACCAGAGGAAUAAGAAAGAAACAGUGAUGGCAGGAGGGACUGUAGGGACUUCUAAGGUGAAAGCAAAGUUCAAGUCUGUAUGGAACACUUUCUCAUAAUGAAUAAACAAUUCAAUAGGAAUUAUAUGUUCGUUUGUUAUGUUUAGGGCCAACACUGACUGGCUGAAUUAAUGAGAAUCUUCUUCAGUAGAAGAAGAUCAGCAUUUUUAUUGCAGCUACAUAAGACAGAAUAGCUUGUCACAUUUGCAAACUAAAUCAGCAAAUGAGCCUUUACUGCCCCAAAUACCAAGUAUGAGCCUGAGUGGAUACAUGUAUCUAGAGUAUGGAAAAGUUACAUUUUUGAAUGGGUCAGUGGCCAUCUACCUAAGGCAGGUGGGAUGGGAGGUUCUGUAAAGGGUAGUCAAAAAGGAGACAUUUCCAAGUUCUGAGUACAUAGCUGUUUCCAGGUCUUGUGCAUAGGCUUUGAGGAAUACACAGCAAAAAGAAAAGAGAAUGGCAAAAUCAGAGUUUUUAAAAAGCUAUGGGACAGGCAAUGCUUUAGCCCGGUACUUUUAAAAAAAAGAGAGAGAGAGAGAGAGAGAGAGACCAUUUUCAUAUAAGAAAAUAGUCAAUAAUAAUAAUAAUAGUGGGGAUAAUAAUAUACAGUGGGCAAUUUGUAUAUAUAUGAUUUGUAACUUUUGAGUUUCGAAUUGAGGUUUGGUUUCUUCCUUUCCUUUUUUCACUGUUGGAACUCUCCAGGAAGAGUAUUGGUCCACGUAAUCUGCUUGUGGAUAGCAUGAAAUAAAAUAUCAAUAUAAUGAGGCUAAAAUGACCUGCUGAGGAAGUGGGUUUUGAGCCCAUGUGGUAACACAUUCUGAUCCCAGAAGACCAGUAAUGUGCAACUCUUAAGGAAGAUUCAAGUAGAAAUCUAGACAGUUUUGUGCCUUUACAACUGCCAUAUCCACUUAGAAUGUAAUAUUUCCCAUUUCUGCUAGAUGCUCAAAAAACCCAGAUAGUUAACAACAAUAAAUUAGCAGAAAGCAAUUCGAGCUUUCUUGUGUGGAAAAUGCUGUCCUUUGUUAGAAGUAUGGUUAUUUGCAAUAUUUGGCUUGCAGCAUCGGGAAAUUUGGUUUUAAGGCAUGUCCUUGCUUAUUUAUUAUCCUUUAAGUCUUUUAAAAUUGUCCGAAAAGAGAAUACUGUUCCGUGGUACGACUAGGACUGGUGCCUUGUCUUUCUUGGAUUCAUCUAUCAAGAAUGCUACUUAGGCUAGGUCAAUGAGUCAACAUUCGGUAUACAAUUUGUACCCUCUGCAACGCAUAUCCCAGGAAUGUUCAAAGAAGGCCACAGACACCAUGUGGUAAAGGAGAUCGGUAUUUGCAAAGAGAGGCCCCUGCUUUAGGCUGUGGCAGUUUGUUGUUCCCUAUCCUCUAUUUCAUUGAUUCCUAAAUUUGGGUAACCCAAGUGUUCUUGCUCUGCAAUUCCCAGAAAUCCCAGCCAGCAUAGCUGGUAGUGAAGACAUCUGGAAAUUGCAAUCCAUGAACUCCUGGAUUACCCAAAGUUGGGAAACACUGCCCUAUAUCCUCUACACAGUACUUUGUUUCCUGGGUGGAGAUGUUUCCCAGCUUGUUUCCUUUUCAGCUGGAGUUCAAUGGAUCAGUGGCCUGGCUGAGUUUAAGAAGUGUCAUACAUUUGUGCCAUAUUUGCUGAGAUGUUCUGGGAAUUAGAGGUCAAGAAAGUAAAGUUUCCAAACUCUGGCUGGAUUUCUCCCUGACUCGGAACAUAUUGGUGGCCACAUCUGUAAUUAAUGAAGGGCAAUCUGAGAAUGCUAUCUAGAGCUGCCUCUUGAAUGUAUGACUUGUGCUAAGAAUCCAUCUUUGAAUCCUGUUGUCUACAGGAUUCCUGCUGCCUUCCCCCUGCAAUCUCUCUUGGGCUAAACUGAACCAGCUAUUGGGGCAUGUGUUUGCACAUGCGCACACAUGUGCACACAUCAUUUGGUUGACUUAGUUCUUGCGUAUUAUAAUUUCUGGGUGGAAAGAAAUUGCUUUAGAGGUGAUGAUUGGACUUGCUUGUGCACGAAAUGGGCAAGGCAGUUGUAGGAAGGUGACCCCCUUAGCCCCACAGGCUUCAUUUUUAGGGUGGAGCAUAACACUGGACCAGCGUGACUGAUGUGUGUUUAACAUUAUAGAUUGGCUGAAAUCCAGUAAUAAAUCGCAACCAGAGUAGGCUCAUUGAAUCCGUGAAACAUACGCAGGAAUUGGCUCACUAAAUCCCCACUGAUUCAGAAAUCCCAUUCUAACUGCAACCUAAUACUGGAUGUCAGCCAUUAUUUCACAGCUAAAAACAUACCUCAGAACUACCUGCCUCUGAUUCGAGUGCUGUUUUAGCAAAGGGUUAUGUCUUCUCUGCCACAUUGUGCAUUUAUGGGUGUAAAGCUUUGUUCGUGUAUUGUGGCCUUUCUGGGAGCCUGGGGGGCUCUGCGUAUGCUAAAUGUGAAGAAAUGCUGCUUUUGAACACAGAGCAGGUGUCAGCACAGAAAAAAGCAGAGUCAGAAGUAAUCAACAAGAUACUUAGUGCUCAUGGUUGCUUAAGCCUC